AUGGGGAGCAACAGCCUGCCGAUGUCACAGCAGAUGUACUUCAGCACUCACAACGCCCUGCGCGUAAACGACGAGAACGAUGUGAUCAGCACGCUAUUUUAUGAAAUAAACGGGAACAGGCAUAUCAGCCUGUUGAUAUUCCCCUUCUACGACGUGCAAAUGCUGAAGAGACUGCUGAUAAAAAAGUUAAAUCUGCCUGGAGGAGUCAAAGUAAAUGACAUCAUAAUAUUUUACAAGGGAAUAAAAUUGCCAAACUACAGAAUCAUAAGUACGUAUUUAGAAUGUACAGGUCGAAAUGAAAAAAAUAAAAAAAAAAAAAAAAAAAAAAUAAAUAAGUUAUAUUGGGCCAUAAAGGAUAUUAACCCAAAUGCAUCGAUAAGAGUCAUAGAUCAAAAAAGUUACCCUCCUUUUUUUGAAAAUAUUUUACACGAUAUAAAAUUAGCUUUUAAGAAAAACAUUUCCCCAAAGUUAACUAUGGAUGGAACAGGAGGUACUUACCUUCUCUUCAACAGUAAGAAGAAGGUAUGUUCUGUUUUCAAACCUUUGGAUGAGGAAGCAUUUGCCCCUUUUAACCCUAGAGGUUAUGAAGGGAAGAUGUAUCAGGAGGGGUUCCGAUCUGGAGUCCUAUCUGGGGAAGGAGCUAGCAGAGAGAUUGCUGCCUACAUACUUGAUAACAGUUACAACAAUUUCAGUAGCGUUCCCUGUACCAUCAUGGUGGAAGCUUGCAACCCACACUUUAAUAAUAAGAGCAAGCUAAAAUAUGUCGACCAUGAAAAUAACCUGAAGUGGAAAUGUGGGUCCUUGCAGGAAUUCGUUGAUUCUAGGGAAAGUGUAGGGAACUACGACCACAAGCAGUUUAGCAUUAGAGACAUUCACAAGAUUGCAAUUUUAGACAUACGGGUUAUGAACUUGGAUCGGAACGAUGGCAAUAUUUUGGUGUCUCCUUUGAAGAGUUUGAAGGAUUCGUGUAACCAGUUUCUUUAUCGGAACAAUCGCAGUCUGGGCACGAGUGAUGAAGACACCCUCAAGAGGAUCGUUACGAUUGAUAAUAAACCAUCCAGGUACAGCCUCAUCCCUAUAGACCACGGACUCAUCAUGCCGCACAUAAUGGACGUCGCGGAGAUUGACUUGGUUUGGUUCGAGUGGCCCCAGACGAAGGUCCCAUUCGACGAUGAGGAGCUAGAGGUUAUCUUCACGUUCGACCCGGACAAGGACGCCGAGAAAAUUCGUAACAAGCUUCUGAUCCGGGAGGACUGCAUACGGACCAUGCGUGUGUGCACAAGGCUUCUGCAGAUCGGAGCCAGGAUGCACCUCAAUUUGCAUGAAAUUGCAAAAAUCAGCACGAGGAAGAACAUCGACGAGGAGUCUGUGCUGGAGCAUCUCGUACGGGAUUCCAUCGUACAGGCAUAUCAAAUGAUGGACUACACGUCACUUAUGAGCACCAAUCGACUGGGUUAUAUCCUGGACUUGGCGGAAAUAAAAAUUAACAAAAAAAAAAAAAACAGCAGAAUGAAGUCAAUCGAGAAUAUCGACGAAGCGUUGAAAGAGAGAAACGAAACGACUGAUAAAACUGGUAUCAAUAAAAUGGAAGGGGGGGCGUUUCAUUUUAAGCCUUUAUUGGAGGAUAAGUCCAAGUCGUUGGACUGCAGUUAUGGGAAGUCCCUACCCAGUGGGAACACCUUUCAAGAUGUGGGAGGAAUGGAAACUGCGGAGGAUAAACUAAGUGGGAGCAAUUCUAGAAGGAUGGAAAAAGAAGACAGCGCUGAGGGGAGUGGGAAAUUGCAAAUCAUUUCCGAGAGUGUAUCGUGUGCACCUGGUGGCAUUACGCCAGACCAUGGAAAAGGGAACUUAAGUAACGCAUUCGAAGUUACGGAGAAGAAAGAGAAGAGUGCAUACGACGGGUUGUAUAGAGGGACCCUUGAUGUGGAUCUUAACAUAAGGAGUGAACAGAAGGAGGAGAAUAAAACAUCGACCAAUUCGUUUAGCAAUAAGAGUGACUAUACGCUGGUUACUGCCAGUUCAAGUUCGUGCAUCAAUGGGAAGGGGGGGAGUAAUUCCUGUAGUGGGGAGUCCCCCAAGGGAAGUGCACAUGGUGUGGGGGAGAACUCGCCAUCCAGCGAUGGGGCGAGUGGGAAACGGGGUGAUAAGCAGGACAACCGAGGGGAUGAUCGCCCACCACCACACAGCGCGAGCGAUCAGGACACCAGGGUAAAGGGAAAAAAAAGGAAGAAAAAGAAAAAGAAGAAGUAUUUCGAUAAGGAUGAUAACAAGCCAGUUGGUGAGAAAAGGGAGGACGAGGAGGGAAAGGGAUUACCGAGUGACAAACCGCAUAAUGUGUCUGAAGAAUUACAGAAUGAGACAACCAAGGGAGAUUUGCUCAAAGGAGGAGUGCAGGAUGAUGAAGAAGAAGGUGAUGACGAAAGUAGUAGCGAAGAAGACGAGGAAACGGACGAUGAGAACGACGAGGUACCGUUUAGGAAACCCACAGGAACCAUCAAACGGAUAACUGAAUCCAGCGGGACUGCCUAUCGAGGCAUGGAAAUGAACAAGGUGAACUCAGUAUGGAUGAUACGAGACAAGAACAACAAAAUAAUAAACGUCAAAUGGGAGAACAAAAUAUUCGAGAAACUUUUCUUCGAGACCUUUGAAAAUUAUGUGAAGAGGUAUAUUAGCGAUUAUCACCCGGAGUGGAAACAGUAUCCUUACAAGGGAUCUCAUAUUAGCGGUAUCAAGCAUGGAUACUUGAAGAGCAUAGAAUGA
Molecule: messenger RNA, 2760 nt
Organism: Plasmodium knowlesi strain H
Lineage: Eukaryota; Apicomplexa; Aconoidasida; Haemosporida; Plasmodiidae
Product: phosphatidylinositol 3- and 4-kinase, putative
Exons: 4
Coding region: 1-2760 (919 amino acids)
Source: RefSeq, a predicted model, not a curated record